This is a messenger RNA of Podarcis raffonei (Aeolian wall lizard), 2066 nucleotides long. RefSeq names its product cyclic nucleotide gated channel subunit alpha 4 (gene CNGA4). NCBI's taxonomy places the organism in Eukaryota, Metazoa, Chordata, Lepidosauria, Squamata, Lacertidae. The transcript is spliced from 6 exons. Gene Ontology annotation, cellular component: intracellular cyclic nucleotide activated cation channel complex; plasma membrane. Gene Ontology annotation, molecular function: intracellularly cGMP-activated cation channel activity; cGMP binding; protein-containing complex binding. The record is from RefSeq and is a predicted model, not a curated record. Bases 1 to 1941 code for a protein of 646 amino acids. Gene Ontology annotation, biological process: monoatomic cation transmembrane transport.
AUGAUGAAUAGGCUGGCCAGGGUCUUCCGAGGCAAGGACAGGGAGGGGGAGGCGAAGCUCAUCAAGACGGAGGAGAGCACCCCUAGAGCAGCCCCCAAACCGCGCUUGUCCACAUCCUUCUUCAAUGGGGAUGCCCUGAACCGCCACUGGGCAGAGGCCCCAACUGCUCUCCAGGAGAAGAAACGGAUCCUGGACCCAUCGGGGGACUAUUAUUACUGGUGGCUGGUCACCAUGGUGUUCCCCAUCAUGUACAACUGGAUCAUCCUCAUCUGCAGGUGGGCGGAGGGGGGCUGGGCUGGAUCCACCUGUGGGGAGGGGGCUGGGGGCUCAGGGAAGCCACGGAGGGGGCCCAGCACUGGGGCCAAGGUUCUCCUGCUGCUGCUGCAGUGGGUGGGUUGUGGGUUCGGAUGCUGCCACCCGUCUCUCUCUGCUUCCCUCCUGCGCAGGUCCUGCUUCCCUGAGCUGCAGCGCAAAUACCUCUUCCUCUGGCUGGCCCUGGACUACCUCUGCGACCUGCUGUACCUGCUGGACAUCGGGGUCCACUUCUACACGGGCUUCCUGGAGCAAGGCAUCCUCAUCCAGGACCGCUCCAAGAUCUCGCGCCACUACACCUGCUCCUCCGCCUUCCUGCUGGACCUCCUCUCGGUGUUGCCCACCGACCUCCUCUACCUGCGCCUGGGCCUGGCCACCCCCGCCGUCCGGGCCAACCGCUUCCUGCGCAGCCCCCGCCUCUUCGAGGCCUUUGACCGCAUCGAGACGCGCACGGCGCACCCCAACUCCUUUCGCAUCUCCAAGCUGAUGCUCUACGUCUUCGUCACCAUCCACUGGAACGCCUGCGUCUACUUCGCCCUCUCGGGCUACGUGGGCUACGGGGCGGACGAGUGGGUCUACCCCAACGUCAGCAUCCCCGGCUUUGAGCGCCUGCUGCGCCAGUACCUCUACAGCUUCUACUUCUCCACCCUCAUCCUCACCACGGUGGGCGACACGCCCAUGCCCCACCGCGAGGAAGAGUUCCUCUUCAUGGCGGCCGACUUCCUGCUGGCCGUCAUGGGCUUCGCCACCAUCAUGGGGAGCAUGACCUCGGUCAUCUCCAACAUGAACCAGGCAGACGACGCCUUCGUCCCCAACUCGGACCUGGUCAAGGGCUACCUGCGCACCCACUGCCCCAACCGGCGCCUCCAGAACCGCGUGGUGGAGUGGUACCAGCACCUGCAGAUGGAGAAGAAGAUGACCAACGAGCUGCAGAUCCUGCAGCACCUCCCUGAGCGCCUGCGGGCCGAGGUGGCCGUCAGCGUCCACCUGCCCACCCUCCGCAAGGUGCAGAUCUUCCAGAGCUGCGAGCAGAGCCUGCUGGAGGAGCUGGUCCUCAAGCUCAAGCCCCAGGUCUACAGCCCCGGGGAGUACGUCUGCAAGAAGGGCGACGUGGGCCGGGAGAUGUACUUCAUCCGGGAGGGGAAGCUGGCCGUGGUGGCCGACGACGGGACCACCCAGUACGCCGUGCUGGGAGAGGGGCUCUACUUUGGAGAGAUCAGCAUCAUCAACAUCAAAGGGAACAAGUCCGGGAACCGCCGCACAGCCAACAUCAAGAGCAUCGGCUUCUCGGACCUCUUCUGCCUGUCGAAGGAGGACCUGACGGAGGUGCUGGCCGAGUUCCCCAGCGCCAAGGCCAUGCUGGAGGCCAAGGGCAGGGAGAUCCUGCUCAAGAUGGACAAGCUGGACGUCAACGCGGAGGCGGCCGAGAUCGCCCAGCUGCAGGAGGAGGAGCGCCGGACGGCCGCCCUGGAAGAGGGCCUGGACGCCCUGCAGACCAAGCUGGCCAGAAUCCUGGCGGGACUCGAAUCCAGCGCCUUUAAGGUGGCUCUGCGCCUGGAGCGCCUGGAGUGGCAGAUGCGGGAGUGGGGGGCCGAGGAGGAGGCGGAGAGGGAGGGGGCUGAGCCUUAGCCACCCCCCCACACACCCCACCUGAGGCAAUGAGGAGGCUGCCCACCCCACAGUUACUGCUGCCAGGCUGAGUCCCCCGGCCUACGGGGCACAUGGCCUCUGGUGCAGUCUGGGGGCUGGCGUGG